ACGCGCAUGACGGAAUAUAGUUCCUAACAGUUUUCGGCGGAGUGAUCUUUCCUGAUACACUUAUAAGAGGCCGCCCGAGUGGGAAGCGCGUAGAUAGAACAAGCUGCCCCUCGUUGCCUUUACGAUAUUGGUUGUCUGGACCGGCUCGAGCCUUACGAGAAAAUGCAGAUCUUUGUGAAGACCUUGACUGGCAAAACCAUCACUUUAGAGGUGGAGCCAAGUGACACCAUUGAGAAUGUGAAGGCCAAGAUUCAAGAUAAAGAAGGCAUCCCUCCUGACCAGCAGAGGCUGAUCUUUGCUGGCAAGCAGCUGGAAGAUGGCCGCACCCUCUCUGACUACAACAUCCAGAAAGAGUCUACACUUCAUCUUGUGCUCCGCUUGAGAGGAGGCAUGCAGAUCUUUGUGAAGACCCUGACUGGGAAAACCAUCACCUUGGAGGUGGAGCCAAGUGACACCAUUGAGAAUGUAAAGGCCAAGAUCCAGGAUAAAGAAGGCAUCCCUCCUGACCAGCAGAGGCUGAUCUUUGCUGGCAAGCAGCUGGAAGAUGGCCGCACACUCUCUGACUACAACAUCCAGAAGGAGUCCACCCUGCACUUGGUCCUGCGUCUGAGAGGAGGCAUGCAGAUCUUUGUGAAGACCCUGACUGGGAAAACCAUCACCCUGGAGGUGGAGCCAAGUGACACCAUUGAGAAUGUAAAGGCCAAGAUCCAGGAUAAAGAAGGCAUCCCUCCUGACCAGCAGAGGCUGAUCUUUGCUGGCAAGCAGCUGGAAGAUGGCCGUACUCUCUCUGACUACAACAUCCAGAAGGAGUCCACCCUGCACUUGGUCCUGCGUCUGAGAGGAGGCAUGCAGAUCUUUGUGAAGACCCUGACUGGGAAAACCAUCACCCUGGAGGUGGAGCCAAGUGACACCAUUGAGAAUGUAAAGGCCAAGAUCCAGGAUAAAGAAGGCAUCCCUCCUGACCAGCAGAGGCUGAUCUUUGCUGGCAAGCAGCUGGAAGAUGGCCGCACACUCUCUGACUAUAACAUCCAGAAGGAGUCCACCCUGCACUUGGUCCUGCGUCUGAGAGGAGGCAUGCAGAUUUUUGUGAAGACCUUGACUGGGAAAACCAUCACCCUGGAGGUGGAGCCAAGUGACACCAUUGAGAAUGUAAAAGCCAAGAUCCAGGAUAAAGAAGGCAUCCCUCCUGACCAGCAGAGGCUGAUCUUUGCUGGCAAGCAGCUGGAAGAUGGCCGUACUCUCUCUGACUACAACAUCCAGAAGGAGUCCACCCUGCAUUUGGUCCUGCGUCUGAGAGGAGGCAUGCAGAUCUUUGUGAAGACCCUGACUGGGAAAACCAUCACCCUGGAGGUGGAGCCAAGUGACACCAUUGAGAAUGUAAAGGCCAAGAUCCAGGAUAAAGAAGGCAUCCCUCCUGACCAGCAGAGGCUGAUCUUUGCUGGCAAGCAGCUGGAAGAUGGCCGCACACUCUCUGACUACAACAUCCAGAAGGAGUCCACCCUGCACUUGGUCCUGCGUCUGAGAGGAGGCAUGCAGAUCUUUGUGAAGACCCUGACUGGGAAAACCAUCACCCUGGAGGUGGAGCCAAGUGACACCAUUGAGAAUGUAAAGGCCAAGAUCCAGGAUAAAGAAGGCAUCCCUCCUGACCAGCAGAGGCUGAUCUUUGCUGGCAAGCAGCUGGAAGAUGGCCGCACUCUCUCUGACUACAACAUCCAGAAGGAAUCAACCCUUCACUUGGUCCUGCGUCUGAGAGGUGGUAUUUAAACUUGCAUAUUGCAGGCUUAUAUCCAGCCACUCAAGUAAAACUUCACUGCACUUUGUUUCAAUAAAGCUGUUGCAUUCCCAAA
Messenger RNA from Hemicordylus capensis (graceful crag lizard), 1847 nucleotides. RefSeq names its product ubiquitin C (gene UBC). Bases 163 to 1764 code for a protein of 533 amino acids. The transcript is spliced from 2 exons. Gene Ontology annotation, molecular function: protein tag activity; ubiquitin protein ligase binding. Gene Ontology annotation, biological process: modification-dependent protein catabolic process; protein ubiquitination. NCBI's taxonomy places the organism in Eukaryota, Metazoa, Chordata, Lepidosauria, Squamata, Cordylidae. Gene Ontology annotation, cellular component: nucleus; cytoplasm. The record is from RefSeq and is a predicted model, not a curated record.